AUGGAUCCCCCAAAAAACGCUGAGCUCCCUACCGAAAAGGAUAAGCGCCUCCUGCGGAGGUACGGAACGAUACCGACCGGAGGAAACCUUCUCCAUCACCAGUUAGAGGGAAGAAAGUAUUUCGAUUCGGGUGACUUUGCCCUCUCGCAGUCUAAUAAACCCUCUAACAUCGGCACCGUGAAUACUGGCAGCGAACACCCCCUCCGGGAAAAUAUACCAUAUCCAUCAUCUGCCGUACCAAGCUCUAGCAACGUUGAUAAUGACGCUAACCAGAAUUUGCGAGAUGGGAAGAAGGCUGGUGAGUUGAUGCCAGCUAGCCACCUUGAAGAGGUGAUGGCUGCUCAGGCUCAGGAUGGGCAUGGAGACACGAAGCAAGAAAACAACGUGUAG
Ilyonectria robusta is the source of this 390-nucleotide messenger RNA. RefSeq names its product camp-regulated phosphoprotein family protein Igo1. The record is from RefSeq and is a predicted model, not a curated record. The transcript is spliced from 2 exons. Lineage: Eukaryota; Fungi; Ascomycota; Sordariomycetes; Hypocreales; Nectriaceae. The coding region runs from base 1 to 390 and encodes 129 amino acids.